UCCUCAGACAAAACCGGGCCAAAUUCUGUAUUCGCUGGCUCAACCAACCGUUCUCUUCUCCUCCUGCGUGACAUUUUGUUAAAUCUUCGAAUCGUUAACUUUUUGUGCCGUGGUGUGUUAAUGUUACCGAUUUUAGGACUUAAAAAGAAUUUUUUUUAUCUUCUAAACAUGUCGGCAAAAGUUGUAUUAGAAAACGUAAAACGACAGGCAAAUGAAGCCCAAAAAACCAUUACCCAAUUAAAGGAUGAGUUGGAGAUAAUCACGGAAGCAUACAACACUUUAAGAUGCCAUCAAUUGCGAGAAGAAAAUAAAAAACUUUUAUUGGCAGUAGAAGCUACGAAAAAAAAUUUGGUGAAUUUGGAAAUUAAAAAUGGUGUGAAGCAAGUGGGGAUUGUCCUCAACAAAUCCGCAAAGAUCAGCGACACCUGUAAAGAGAUACCCAAGCAGCAAGCUGCUGUUGCAGAGAAAAAUGAAAAGAAAAGUGCAAGUAAGAAGAAGACCGAGCAGGUUGCAAAACCAAAGAAUGACAAUGCCAAAGAUUCCGAAGAGAUUAUUGAUGUUGGUCGUUUGGACUUGAGGAUAGGCAAAAUUGAGCAUGUCAAGAAACAUCCCGAUGCAGACAGCUUGUACGUUUUAAAAAUUAGCUGCGGUGAAGAUCAGCCAAGGACUGUAUGUUCAGGUCUCGUUAAAUUUGUACCAAUUGAACAGUUGGAGAAUAAAAGCGUGAUGCUGUUAUGUAACUUAAAGCCUGCAAAGAUGCGUGGUGUCACAUCAGAAGCUAUGAUCAUGUGUGCAUCGUGCUCAGAAGCAAUCGAAGUUUUGUCUCCACCACCUGGUUGUAUCGCCGGCGAAGCGGUACAUUGUGAAGGAUAUACUAGAAAUCCAGACCUGAUUAUGAAUCCUAAAAAGAAAAUAUUCGAAGCUAUUGUGCCUGAUUUAGCCACAAAUGAGACUUUAGAAGCUUGUUACAAGGGUGCCCCUUUCUAUGUUCCUGGCAAAGGAAAGUUUUUGUCACUCACUCUUAAAAAUUGUCCUGUAAAGUAAACUGAAAUGUAACUUAUUAAGGGGAAAUCAUAAUUGGAAAAUUGUUUUGUUUUUGUUCUGUAAAACCAUUUUUCCAGCAUAAUUAUUAAAAGUCUAUUUGGGCUGUGUGAUUCAA
Molecule: messenger RNA, 1159 nt
Organism: Photinus pyralis (common eastern firefly)
Lineage: Eukaryota; Metazoa; Arthropoda; Insecta; Coleoptera; Lampyridae
Product: aminoacyl tRNA synthase complex-interacting multifunctional protein 1-like
Exons: 3
Coding region: 121-1044 (307 amino acids)
Molecular function (GO): tRNA binding
Source: RefSeq, a predicted model, not a curated record